Molecule: messenger RNA, 672 nt
Organism: Botrytis byssoidea
Lineage: Eukaryota; Fungi; Ascomycota; Leotiomycetes; Helotiales; Sclerotiniaceae
Exons: 3
Coding region: 1-672 (223 amino acids)
Source: RefSeq, a predicted model, not a curated record
AUGAAACAAGCAGCUCCAAUUCGAGACAUUGGAAACCAACUACUGAUCGAAACACUCGCACCCGGAACUACAAACUUCUCAAUAUACGCCAGAGAUGAGAGGCACAUAAUUCUCGACGAAUCAGACAGCCUUCAAACAGAUCGACCAGGUCUCGAAAGAUACCAAAUAAAUCGAGAUGCAGCUAUCGGAGGUCACUCGUAUGACUUCGCCGAGCUGUAUCUAGAGCAUCGCGAGUGGCAGGAACAGGUGAAGAAAGUCAACCAACGACUCAAUGAGUACGUUUGGCAAACAACAAACCUGCGCGAAAAUCCGGGGCUUAUGCAUGAGACACAUGCUUUGAUCAAGCUAGUCGAAUCUUUGAUACGCGAACGAGAUGAGCGAGGCAUAAAAUUCGAGAUUGCUUUGCAUGCUAGAGAAUUAGCAGACGGGGAGGAUGCAGAAUUGAGGGAAAACAAUAAUAGUUCUUCAGAUCCCUCAGUGGAAGAAGAGCCAAGAACAAAGAUCACUACUGCCGAAAUGGUGGAGUGGUUUAAAACAAUCUCUGAACUUUGGGAGGAGGAUAGGCAGACGGUUAUGAGCAUUCACCACGCAUAUGAUGCUGUUCGCGAUGGAGAAUAUUCUAACAUUCGAGAAGCAUUGGAGGAUGCAGCCAGCUUACAAUACUGGCUUUGA